AUGCACUCGGAGCUCCUUCAAGGCUGGAUUGCCGGUGCCUCUAGUGAGCCGCGGCAACUGCAGCAGGCACGCUCUUACCUGUACGAUUUAAAGCUGGAGGACGCGAUUGGGGAGGUUGACGAUGCGACAGAACUCGUGUAUUUCAUGCAUCGUGUCUCAUACCCGGCGGGGAGCCAUCUGGAGACAAGAGUGGGGGAGUUCCUGUCAGAUGUCUCAGAGCAGCUGACAUGCGAGCAUUUGCUGGAACUCGGCAAGCGACUCAGCGAGGAUCCCAACUCCGGCCCGCUGUGGUCACGUGUCAUGUUUGAGCAGCCUUGGUUUGCGGAGCGUGCUGCGGAGUUGCUUGAGGAGCUUACGCUGGACGAGCACUUGAGGUUCUGUGCUGUCUUCUGGCGCUCUCAUCUCUGCACACUUCAGUCACGCACCCCACGGCAUGCAACGCUAGGGUCUGCUGUGGCCGUGUCGCAGCAGCUUGCAUUGUUGACGGCGCAACGCAUCGAGCGGGAAGACGGCGGUCAGGCGGUGAGCCUUUGUGCGACGUUGGGGGUUCCGCUUCACGUGGAAAGUCUCGCUGUGCUGCGAGUGCUCAUCCUUUCCCGCACACGCGACGGCACCCUUGACACGGGUCAAUUGAUAACGGUGGCCGAGGCCCUCGUGGCACACCACUCCACCGACACGGAGUGGACAGAGGCGCUGCAAGAGGCACUUUGUGAGAAACCGCCCGGCGAAGUUGUGGCAGCGCACGCCGUCGCUCUGCUGCGCGCAAUGGCGAGCAUGCGAGCUGGCCCACCCAACACCCUGUUUGAGGAACUGCUGCUGCGUGUUCUCCCUGGCAUGUCGCCAGAGGAGAUGCUAGAAUGUUGCGAGUGCCUUGCCGCCCUGCCGGACGCGGCGCCGCGUCUGCGAAAAGUGCUGCAGAAGCGUCUUCGCUCUAUGGUUUCAUCGCGCAAAGGGGAAAACGAUGACUGUGAGGGCGUCCUGCUGCUGCAGCUGCGUGGUAUGUCGCUUAUUGCACCCACAGAGGCGAGGGCUUUGCUUUUGCAGUACGUGGACCGGCUGAAGGACGUGGAAGGGAUACUGUUGCCAUCCACCACACAAAUCCUUGUGCGGUGCAUGCGGGAUUUGCAGGCAUUUCCCCCGGAGCUCGUGUCGCAUUGCAAAAACUCCUUCCUUAGGAAUACUUUAUUCACAUUUACCCAAGAAGACAGUGCCUACCUGAUGUACGCUGCAGCUCAUGCAGGGGAGCCGGUCGAUGGCGUCUUCUUCAGGGAACUACUGAAUCGUUUUGCCGCCACGCGCAAGUUUGAUCGCCGCAAACACAAGGCGCAACAUGGAAACUUUCUCUCUAUUCCCACUGUGACAAUGGUGUUGAAGUCGUUUACCGUCGCGAAAGGGGGCAAACUCUGCGUGGAGUCAAAGGUGUACGCCAUGCUGCGUGACGCAGUAGAGCAGCAGCAGCGGCGGCCGGAAGGGAUAAACAUGGACGAUGCCAUUCAAAUUUUGGAGUUGGUUGUGCAACUUGGGCUUGAUGACGGGUCUUUAACGACGCCACUACUGACCCGCCUUUCAAAGUCCAUCGUCGCCAUGACAACCGCCCACGUCAAGUCUCUCUGUGGGGUGUUAGUGGCGCUAAAGUCGCGUGACGUCCUUAUGUUUCGUGCGCUUCUAUCCCAUUUGUCACAACUUUCACCGGACCACGAUGGCAUCACCUCAGCCGCGCUAACCGCACGGAAGUUGAAGUUUGUCCCGUAUUUUCAGCAAUCUGCACUAACACAACACGUCACCUCGCUUGAGGGCUGGAGUUUGUCGGACGUCGUGUUGGUGGCGUGUGCAUGCAGCGAGAAGCAGCGUAAGGCCCUUCUGGCUCUACCAGGAGCAGAACUACUCUCCCGUGCACGUCCAGAGGAAUUGACGACGCUUGAUGUGUUCCUACUCCUUUCCAUUGCAGGCGAAGGGAAGGACCGGAGGGCAGUGAUGGCGGCAACGCUCAGGUCGCGUCCUCCCCUUUUGGCGGGAGAGUUGGAGUUGGAAGAUGUGUGGCGGGCUUUUUUGAAGGUUGUGGAUGACAAGGAGGCCGCCGCCGCGGUGUGUCGCUCCGGUGCCGCCACGAUGCAAACCCUGGAUGAGAACAUGCUAAUGCGCAUUCUCGAGGCGGCGUCAAACGCGCCGGAACUUCCGAACGUCUUUUUUAGGGUGGUAGGAAAAAAUGUCCUACGGCUUGCCAGCAGCAUGGCCGUUGAGAAUGCAUUGCGGUGGCUGCAGCUGUACGUUCGGUACGGGAUUCGAGACGACAGUGUGGGUAAGGCCCUCCUAUCCAAGGUGCGAACACGCAGCAGCAACGCUGCAGCCCUUGUUGAUAAGACGCUCCAAAAGGCAUCCACCAUGUACGGGAAGACCUACACAACACAAAAUAAGUUAAAGAAGAACAAAGAGAGGGUUGAGUGGUAUUCUUUCCGUCCAGCUUAA
This is a messenger RNA of Trypanosoma conorhini, 2466 nucleotides long. RefSeq lists its product as uncharacterized. Lineage: Eukaryota; Euglenozoa; Kinetoplastea; Trypanosomatida; Trypanosomatidae. The record is from RefSeq and is a predicted model, not a curated record. Bases 1 to 2466 code for a protein of 821 amino acids. The transcript has a single exon.